AUGGCAGGCAAAGACCGACACAAAAGCGAGAAGCUUGAUGGCGAGAAAGGAAAGAUAAGGAAUGAUGAAGGUAUGCUCAAGAAUCUCGAGGGUUCAAGAGCCUUGCAGAUACCAACGGACGAGGGACGUCUCUCUAGCGAAAACAACCCAGCACGGGCCUGGGACAAUGACAUGGGCCCUCGCAAACUUUGA
Fusarium pseudograminearum CS3096 is the source of this 192-nucleotide messenger RNA. RefSeq lists its product as uncharacterized. The coding region runs from base 1 to 192 and encodes 63 amino acids. The record is from RefSeq and is a predicted model, not a curated record. NCBI's taxonomy places the organism in Eukaryota, Fungi, Ascomycota, Sordariomycetes, Hypocreales, Nectriaceae. The transcript is spliced from 2 exons.